Messenger RNA from Fusarium keratoplasticum, 447 nucleotides. RefSeq lists its product as uncharacterized. The transcript has a single exon. The record is from RefSeq and is a predicted model, not a curated record. Bases 1 to 447 code for a protein of 148 amino acids. NCBI's taxonomy places the organism in Eukaryota, Fungi, Ascomycota, Sordariomycetes, Hypocreales, Nectriaceae.
AUGCUCGUCAAGAACCUCCUCGUCGCCGCCGCCCUCGGCCUCACCAACUUCGCAGCUGCAAAACAGGGCAUCGACCGCCCAUGUGGCCUCAAGAUUGCCCUCUGCCCCCAAGACACGGAAUGCAUUCCCAACUCUCCUGACUGCAAGGACCUGAACCGCUGCCCCGGAAGGUGCUACUUCAAGAAUCAAUAUCAGACCUGCGGCGGCUUUACACCCAAGCCCCCGCCGCCGUGCAAGAAGGGCACAAGCUGCAUCGACGACUCGCGUAUCCCGAACUCGUGCGGGAUGGCCUGCGAUAUGACGGGCAUCUGCGCGCCCAAGAAGCUACACCAGUGCGGGGGCAUCGCCGGGCUGGAGUGUCCGGACGGACUCUGGUGCUAUGACGAUCCGAGUGAUGACUGUGAUCCUGAGAACGGCGGAUCUGACUGUGGAGGAAUCUGUCUUUAG